Sphaeramia orbicularis (orbiculate cardinalfish) is the source of this 1619-nucleotide messenger RNA. RefSeq names its product proteasome 26S subunit ubiquitin receptor, non-ATPase 4a (gene psmd4a). Gene Ontology annotation, cellular component: proteasome regulatory particle, base subcomplex; cytosol; nucleus. NCBI's taxonomy places the organism in Eukaryota, Metazoa, Chordata, Actinopteri, Kurtiformes, Apogonidae. The transcript is spliced from 10 exons. The coding region runs from base 55 to 1173 and encodes 372 amino acids. Gene Ontology annotation, biological process: proteasome-mediated ubiquitin-dependent protein catabolic process. The record is from RefSeq and is a predicted model, not a curated record. Gene Ontology annotation, molecular function: polyubiquitin modification-dependent protein binding.
CAAUAGUCUGCGAGGUUGUAAGAUUACGACAGAAAGCAACAAGAAGUUUCCAAAAUGGUGCUUGAAAGUACUAUGGUCUGUGUGGACAACAGUGAAUACAUGAGAAAUGGAGAUUUUUUACCUACAAGACUACAGGCUCAACAAGAUGCUGUUAACAUUGUAUGUCACUCCAAAACACGAAGCAAUCCAGAAAACAACGUGGGCCUCAUUACCAUGGCAAAUAACUGUGAGGUCCUGACAACACUGACCCCAGAUUCAGGCCGCAUCCUGUCUAAACUCCACGCUGUCCAGCCAAGAGGAAAGAUCUCCUUCUGCACUGGCAUCAGGGUGGCUCAUUUGGCCCUGAAACACAGACAAGGCAAAAACCACAAGAUGAGGAUCAUUGCCUUUGUUGGGAGUCCAGUGGAGGAUAAUGAAAAAGAUCUUGUGAAGCUGGCAAAACGCUUGAAAAAAGAGAAAGUGAAUGUGGAUAUUAUUAACUUUGGAGAAGAGGAAGUGAACACAGAGAAGCUGACUGCCUUCAUAAACACUCUAAAUGGAAAGGAGGGGACGGGCUCCCAUCUGGUCACAGUCCCUCCAGGUCCUAGUCUGGCUGACGCACUGCUCUCAUCCCCGAUCCUGGCCGGUGAGGGAGGUUCUAUGAUGGGUCUUGGUGCCAGCGACUUUGAGUUUGGUGUGGAUCCUAGUGCUGACCCAGAGCUUGCCCUGGCCUUACGUGUAUCAAUGGAGGAGCAGAGACAAAGGCAGGAGGAAGAGGCCCGUAGAGCUGCUGCUGCUUCUGCAGCUGAGGCAGGCAUGCCCACACCCAGCGCAGAUGAAUCAGAGGAAGCCUUAUUGAAGAUGUCAGUGUCUCAGCCUGAGACGGGUGCAGCGGUGCUUCCUGACUUCAGCAGCAUGACAGAAGAGGAGCAGAUAGCAUAUGCCAUGCAGAUGUCUCUGGCUGGAGGAGAGUAUGGAGAAAUGGACACAGGAGCUGCCAUGGACACUGCAGAGUCAGCCAAGGAGGAAGAUGACUAUGAUGUGAUGCAAGACCCAGAGUUCCUUCAGAGUGUUUUGGAGAACUUGCCUGGUGUUGACCCUAACAACGAGGCCAUCCGCAACGCCAUGGGGUCCUUAGCCUCCCAGACAGGAAACAAACCAGAUGGCAAAAAAGAUGAAGAGAAGAAGAAAUGAGGAAGAGGAUUAAAUGGACAAAAUAGGCCAAUAACUUCAGACAUCAACUAGACAAAUGAACAAUUGCAUACUAAUGCAAAAAACUUUCAUAAACAGAUUGCUGAUGCAUCGUCGUCAAACCAAGAGCCGAGCAUGAGACAGCACUCUGACAUUUUAAUACUGUCUUUUUCUGUCAGGUACAAAAGCACCAACAUAGAAGAAGUAAAAGUUACGUUAUUGAAAACCUAUUUAGUGUCAAAUCUGACUGCCCCUUAACGUUAAAUGAUUUCAUCACCUAACAAUAUAAUAUGGGUUUACUCUUGUGCACACUUUACCCUACACGUCUCUUUACGGUUUAAAUACUGAUUGGCCUUCAAGAAGAGGAAGAAUUGAGUGAAACUAAACAUUUAGCCAUCCUCCUGUAAAGUCUUUGUGUUUUUUGCAAUAAAAACUAUGUACAAACACAA